CUGCUGCUGCUGCUGCUGCUGGCGGUGGUGUCGCCACUUGUGGCGCUUGCAACCCGGCGGCGACAUGCCCUUUCCCAUCUCACUCAGUCACUCACACCCCCACGACUCGACCAUCCACCACCUUCUCGCCCUGCGACCCAUGCAUCGACGACCACGACGAUUUCGAGGCGAGGCGUUGCGGGCUGAAUCACCCCGUGACAGGUAACAACGCCACCUCCUUCGCACCUCGUCACGCACAGACACGAGCAAAGGGCGCGGCAAGCGACGCCGGCGCAAACAACAAAAAACCUCACAGCAGGAGCGAUCAUCGCCCUCCUUCAACUCAUCAUGUCUCUCAACGUCCAAGGAAUCGAAAAGCCACACGCAAAGGGGUUCACGGGGUACACUGGCACUAACCUGCGCGACCUCAACCCCCUCGGCCGCAUAUUCACCUUUGUCGCUUUUCGCCAUGUAUCCUGCGCGUGGUUCGCAGGCCAGGUCGCGAGCCCCAUGCCACAGUGGGACGAGUCGGGCGAGUACUUCUGGGUCGUGCGCUCGCGGCGCGCUGGCGACCUCUUGGUGCCCGAUAGCAAGGUCAAGGCGAUCGAGCGGGACGAGUACCUUCGGCUAGUGGAGGCCGAGGAGUGUGUGUACUGGCCCGCACACGCGUGGAAGACACAAGCGCUGCAGGCAAGGCGACAGCACCUGUGGAGACUAUCCGGCCAUGCUUGGCCGGACCCCCCGCCACCGCUUCCCCUAGCAACCCAGGCGGUCGCGCACGACUUUGCGCUCGGCGUCUCGGAGCUCGCAAGGACAGAACACUGGCAGGGGCUUCCCGCCCACGUCGCCGAUCUGCGCGCGCACACCGAGGGCGACGGCGAGUUUGUGGCCGAGGUCCGCGCCGCCUUUCCAGUCAAGUACUGGGCGAGCAAGCCCGCGCCAGUGUAUACCCGGAGCACUGCCAGCGCCGGCACCAGCCGCCGUGUGGGCGUAGCGUGAGAUGAGUGGGGGGCGCGUGGGCGUGGGAACGAGGCAGGCGCGUUGGUUGUAUGCAGCUGGUCGUGGUU
Vanrija pseudolonga is the source of this 1046-nucleotide messenger RNA. RefSeq lists its product as uncharacterized. Lineage: Eukaryota; Fungi; Basidiomycota; Tremellomycetes; Trichosporonales; Trichosporonaceae. The record is from RefSeq and is a predicted model, not a curated record. The transcript has 3 exons. The coding region runs from base 328 to 978 and encodes 216 amino acids.